Molecule: messenger RNA, 4147 nt
Organism: Oncorhynchus mykiss (rainbow trout)
Lineage: Eukaryota; Metazoa; Chordata; Actinopteri; Salmoniformes; Salmonidae
Source: RefSeq, a predicted model, not a curated record
AGCAUUAUGUCGAGCAGGGCACUUGUAGCAGCAGUCAGAGACCCUUCUGAAAUAGCGGUGACCCAGUGGAACUAUACUCUGAGUAGUUUGUAAUUAGCCUGCAACGUAAUCAAAGAUCAGUAACCAGUCCUAUGCUAUGCCAGCGGGGGUUGCUGUGCUGCUGGUUCGAACACACACACACACACACACACACGACGAGAGAGACUCGGAGGAGGAUUGGAUUGUGUUUCUGCAUCUUUGUGUUACACCCCGUCGAGCUAGUAGACACUCAAGUAAGCACUGAAUAAGAUCUCCCUGUCCCUCCACCUCCAUCCCCCAUGGCAUGAAUGAUAGAUUAAGCAGCCGGGCCGCAGUGCCGUGAGCCUGGGUCGGUAUGACUAAGGUGUGGAGGAGCAGAGCACACAGGUAGACAGGACCACCAACCCCAGUGGUAGAUCCUCAGUGAUGGGUCUGUAGUGGCUGCAGAGGAGAAAGGACUGUAAUGUAAAUACAGGAUUUCUUCAGAAUUAGAUUUUUGCCAACUAAUGGUCAGUGAUUCAUCUACAGGGACUGAAUAGAGCAUGGGAGGACAUGGAGAAGCAGCACACGUGUGAUAUAGCUCCGGUCCAGCGAGGGUGAAUGAAGAAUUUGGAGCCAACCUGAAUGUCCCCAUCCCAUUCCUGAGUUUGACUGAGAACUGACCAAUACAGAUUUGGAGAAUGCAGGGGCAUAAGGCACAGGGUGCCCAGGGUCAGCUGGACAUGGAGGGGGCUCUGACCGCCCGAGACCGCGUGGGGAUCCAGGACUUUGUCCUGUUGGACACCCAUACCAGCGAGACUGCUUUCCUAGGCAACCUGAAAAAACGCUUCAGUGAGGACCUAAUUUAUACCUAUAUAGGCACUCUGCUAGUGUCUGUGAACCCCUACAAGGAGUUGGAUAUCUACAGUAAAAAACAGAUGGAUAUAUACAUGGGCGUCAACUUUUUUGAGCUUCCACCACAUAUUUAUGCCCUGGCGGACAACGCCUACCACACCAUGAUGGCUGAGGCCAACAACCACUUCAUCCUCAUCUCUGGGGAGAGUGGUGCCGGCAAGACCGAGGCUUCCAAGAAGAUCCUACAGUAUUAUGCUGUGAGCUGCCCCAGUACCACCCUACUGGACAGUGUCAGGGACCGGAUGCUGGUGUCCAACCCUGUGCUAGAGGCUUUCGGCAACGCCAAAACACUGAAGAAUGACAACUCUAGUCGCUUUGGAAAGUACAUGGAUAUCCAGUUUGACAUCCAGGGGGAUGCCGUGGGGGGCCAUAUCCUGAGCUACCUGCUGGAGAAGUCCCGAGUGGUCCACCAGAACCACGGAGAGAGGAACUUCCACAUCUUCUACCAGCUGGUGGAGGGAGGGGAGGAAGACCUGCUGCAUCAGCUAGGCCUCGAGAGCAACUGCCAGCACUACAGUUACUUGGUGCAAAACGAGUGUGCCAAUGUGACUUCGAUCAAUGACAAGAACGACUGGAAGACGGUGAGAAACGCCCUGUCCGUCAUCGACUUUGACGAGAGUGAUAUACAACACCUAUUUGGGAUCAUAGCAAGUGUCCUCCACUUAGGGAAUGUGCAGUUUGAAGCUGACAGCAAAGGCUACGCCACGUUGAACAAGAACACAGAACUCCGCUGGGUGUCAACAUUGCUGGGAAUUAACGUUCAAGUACUGCAGGAGGGGCUGACAUACAGGAAGAUUGAGGCCAAAACAGAUGAGGUGCUCAGCCCGUUCACAGUGGACCAUGCCAUCUAUGCCAGAAAUGCCCUGGCCAAAGCCAUCUAUGGACGCACCUUUACCUGGCUGGUCAAUAAGAUCAAUGAUUCCAUGGAGAAUAAGGAACCGUCAAGGAAGACGGUUAUUGGUCUCCUUGACAUAUAUGGCUUUGAGGUUUUCUAUGUCAACAGUUUUGAGCAGUUCUGUAUAAACUACUGCAACGAGAAACUGCAGCAGCUUUUUAUCCAGCUGACCUUGAAGUCGGAGCAGGAGGAAUACGAGGCAGAGGGCAUUGGGUGGGAGCCUGUCCAGUUCUUCAACAAUAAGAUUAUCUGUGACUUAGUGGAGGAGAAACACCUGGGCAUCAUUUCAGUACUGGAUGAAGAAUGCCUGAGGCCUGGAGAGGCCACUGACUUCACAUUUCUGGAGAAGCUUGAGGAGAAAAUGGGCAGUCACCCUCAUUUCAUCACGCACAAGUUGUCUGACAAGAAGAUACGUAAGACGCUCGAUCGGGGCGACUUUCGCCUUUUGCAUUAUGCUGGGGAGGUCACCUAUGGCGUUGUGGGGUUCAUCGACAAAAACAAUGACAUGUUAUACAGAAACAUCAAAGAUGUGAUGCGGCAGUCAAAAAAUGCCAUAGUCAGAGAGUGCUUUGCUUCUACAGAGUCAGAUAGCAGGCGGCGACCAGAGACGGUUGCUAGCCAGUUUAAGAGCAGUCUGCUGGGACUGACAGACAUCCUCAUGUCUAAGGAGCCCUGGUAUGUGCGCUGCCUCAAAUCCAACGAGUCCAAACAGCCAGGUCGUUUUGACGACGUGCUGGUUCGGCACCAAGUGAAGUACCUGGGGCUGAUGGAACACCUUAGGGUCAGACGGGCAGGUUUUGCAUACCGACGCCGCUAUGAGUUGUUUCUGCAGAGAUACAAGCCCCUAUGCCCAGCCACCUGGCCCCAUUGGAGAGGAGUGGCUGCAGAAGGAGUGGAAGUGCUGGUGCAGCACCUGGGAUACCUGCCAGAUGAGUACAAAAUGGGCAGAACCAAGAUAUUUAUCCGCCACCCCAGGACACUUUUUGCCACAGAAGAUGCCUUCGAGGUCUGCAAACAUAAACUUGCAUCAAGGAUUCAGGCCCAGUACAAGGGAUACCGGCAAAAAGGAGAAUUCAGAAGACAGAAAGAAGCUGCCACCAAGAUUGAGACUUGCUGGAGAGGAGUUCAAGCCAGGAAAGAGAAAGAGAGGAGACAAUGGGCUGUCAAGGUCAUCAAGAAGUUUAUUAAAGGAUACAUGACCAGAGGGGAGGCAAAGACUACUGAUAACUCUGAAUACCUGGCCUUUGUCAGACAGAACUACCUCAACAGGCUGAAAGACAAUCUCCCAAAAACAGUUCUGGAUAAAAUCAGCUGGCUAACCCCUCCACCUGUAUUGACUGAGGCCUCAGCGAUCCUGCGUCAGCUCCACAUGCGUGUCAUGGUGACGAGGUACGUCAGAGGGAUCACUGCACAACAGAAAGCACAGCUUCAACUCAAGGGGAUCACCAGUGUUAUCUUCAAGGACAAGAAGGACAGCUACCCUCAGAGUGUCUCCCAACCCUUUGUGGACACCAGGAUCAGUGAACAGGACAUCAAUAUGAAGGUCCUGCAGAUAAUUCGCCAUGAACGCAUCAAGUAUAGCGUACCAGUGGUGAAGUAUGACAGGAAUGGGUUUAAACCCCGACCUCGGCAGCUCAUCCUCACGCAGACGGCUGCCUAUGUGGUGGACGAGGCCAAGAUCAAACAGAAAGUGCAGUACACUACUCUGAAAGGUGUGUCUGUCAGUACCUUGAGUGACACCAUCAUCAUUUUCCAUAUUUCAAGUGAAGACGUUAAACAGAAGGGGGACCUGGUCAUCCAGUGUGACCACCUGUUUGAAGUGUUGACCAAACUCAGUGUGGUUGCCAACAAGCAGAGCGCUAUCAACGUGGUCCAGGGCAGCAUCUCGUUUCAGAUACAGGCGGGGAAAGAGGGUAUUGUGGACUUCAGCAGUGGCCAGGAGUCCAUGGUGUACAAGGACAAGAAUGGACACCUCAUGGUGGUAUCCACUCGGACCAAGGCUCGAUGAACUGCUCAGUGCCCAGCAGAUAGACACACUCAGGAGACUGACCAGGCACAUUAGAACCUGUGGACAACAUCUGGAUUAGACCUAGAAUUCUGCUCCUGUAUAGCCUGAUUCCAGAUCUGUUUGUGUUGUGCAUAUAUUUAACUCAAUAGCCAGUUGGCAAGACACCACAAACAGAUAUUGAAUCAGGCUGAGUUUUAUAGAGAUGAACCCUAAAACAGAACUACAGCAGUUGUUUUCAGGAAACCAUGAAAGCUACAAACCAAUGGCUCAAUGUAUUUAAUGACAUUCUCUAGGCAGAGCUCAUAAGAAAAUAAAUCCCCCUCAUGCACCCA